This is a messenger RNA of Melitaea cinxia (Glanville fritillary), 2146 nucleotides long. RefSeq names its product pheromone-regulated protein PRM7-like. NCBI's taxonomy places the organism in Eukaryota, Metazoa, Arthropoda, Insecta, Lepidoptera, Nymphalidae. Bases 125 to 2110 code for a protein of 661 amino acids. The transcript is spliced from 2 exons. The record is from RefSeq and is a predicted model, not a curated record. Gene Ontology annotation, molecular function: sequence-specific DNA binding.
CUUUGCCUGCGUUGAAUUACGUCAGAUUGUCACUCACCUCAGUUCAUCAGUUGUCAUGUGUUAUUCAUUGUAGGUGUCAAUUUAGUUAUUGCUUAGUUUUUCAGUUUUAACCCAAAUUAAAAUAAUGAAAGAAGGUAAAAAACCAUUUUAUAGAUAUUGCCUCGUACCACUGUGCCGAAAUACUAAAAGACGGACACCAAGCAAAAUAUUUUUUUCUAUUCCAAGAAAUGCGAAAAUACGUAAACAAUGGUGUAAAGUUAUGAGAAAAAAAGAGAAAUUAUCUCCAAAUACGGCCUUAUAUUGUUGCGAAGAUCACUUCAAUAUUGAGGAAGAUACGAUCAAUUAUAUUCAAUACAAAAUCAUGAAACAACAAGGGCAAAGAGUUGUAUUAAAGCUAAAGCCAGAAGUUUUGCCUCAUAUAUUUCAGUGCCAAAAGCGAAAUAUGCCAAAAAAAGAGAGAACAUGUGCUGUUAAGAGGCAACGAUUAUCAGUAAUAAAUGACGCUCUUUCGGAUUUUUCUAACAAUAGUGCAAAUAAUUUACAAGGUAAAACUUCACAAGCAAAUUGUUAUGAUACAAGGCACAGUACUUUUCAGUGUCCGCAGAGGCCCAGUCCCACUGUGGAUAACAUUGAAACGGAGACAAGUACCUGCAAUGUGAAUGUAUUUCAAACAGUACCUGGUACUUCCACUGUGUAUGUUUUUGAAACUGAUCCUAGUACAUGUAUUAUGGGUGCCUUUGAAACAGAGUCUUGUAUUCCGAGUGUUGAUGUCUGUGGAACAGAGCCCAGAAACUCUGCUAUGGAAGUCAUUAAAACAGAGCCCUGUACCUCUAGUCUGGAUGUGUCUGAAACAAAGGACAAUUACUCUACUGUGGAUGUCUUUGAAACAGAAUCUUUUACCUCUAAUGUGGAUGUGUUUGAAACAAAGGACAAUAUCUCUACUGUGGAUGUCUUUGAAACAGAAUCUUUUACCUCUAAUGUGGAUGUGUUUGAAACAAAGGACAAUAUCUCUACUGUGGAAGUCUUUCAAACAAAGGACAAUAUCUCCACUGUGGAUGUUAUUAAAACUGAAUCCCUUACCCUUGAUGUGGAUGUGUUUGAAACAAAGGACAAUAUCACUUCUGUGGAAGUUAUUGAAACAAAGGACUCUACUGUAGAUGUUAUUGAAACUGAAUCCCUUACCUCUAAUGUGGAUGUGUUUGAAACAAAGGACAAUAUCUCUUCUGUGGACAUCUUUGAAAUAGAGUCCAGUGCCGCUAGUCUGGAUGUGUUUGAAACAAAGGACAAUAUCUCCAGUGUGGAUGUUAUUAAAACUGUAUCCCUUAGCCUUGAUGUGGAUGUGUUUGAAACAAAGGACAAUAUCUCUUCUGUGGAAGUCAUUGAAACAAAGGACAAUAUCUCUACUGUGGAUGUCUUUGAAAUAGAACCUCGUACCUCAAAUGUGGAUGUGUUUGAAACAAAGAACAAUAUCUCUACUGUGGACAUCUUUGAAAUAGAGUCCAGUGCCGCUAGUCUGGAUGUGUUUGAAACAAAGGACAAUAUCUCCACUGUGGAUGUUAUUAAAACUGAAUCCCUUAGCCUUGAUGUGGAUGUGUUUGAAACAAAGGACAAUAUCUCUUCUGUGGAAGUCAUUGAAACAAAGGACUCUACUGUAGAUGUUAUUGAAACUGAAUCCCUUACCUCUAAUGUGGAUGUGUUUACAGAGCCUACCAGUGAAAACUUUUCUAAAACAAUUUCCCGUACAUCGCACAUUAAAGACUCUAGUGUUAAAAAACCAUUAAAAUGUAGUAAAGCUGUGCAAGUAAAUAUUAAACCUAAGUUUAGAAGUAAAGGUGUUCAAACUGAUUUCGAUCGUGUGAAUAAGAAAAGUAAAACUCAGAAUAAUGUAGCUCAAUAUAAAAAAGGGAAAUAUUUAUCUCUUCCACCACAAAAUAUUGCAACAUCAACAAAUUUUGCACACUCUGUGUGCACUGCUCCUCUAACGAUGCAGAUGUCCAUCGGCGGCGGUAACCAUUUAACAUCAAAUGGCACUGUCCGAUCGUUUGUCCCCCGUAUUCUAAAAAGAAAAAACAAAAAAGCUAAUAGAACAUUUACAAAGUUUAAGUCAUAAUUCGAUGGCCAAGAUGAUAAAACAUUUAUUCCUUCU